CUCUGCUGACAGUAGUAAACACACACACACACCCCCUCUCGUUCACACACACACUCCCGCUACUGUCAGCGCGGCUCUCUCCGCUCCAGUCCUCGCGCCCCCGGCAGACAGCGCUGCUCCGCGGCUCGCAGCUCGCGCCAAACUCCGCCGUCGCCUGGAAGAACCCGAGGAGCAAAAGUUGGGACGCUGACUGAGGGACCAUGAGCUCCAAGGCGAUGGAGAGCAUGAAUCUGUCCGAGUACCAGACCAAAGUGCUGGAGGAGAAUUUCAAGUUGAGCAAACACCCGGAUGACACCGAUGUGAUGCUGAUCGCGGCCGAGUCCGGACUCUCCGAGGCGGACACGCAGAAGUGGUUCACGCUCCGGACAGCGGAGUGGCGGAAGGCCGAAGGUCUUCCUGCGGAGCAAGGAUCCGUGCUGGACUGAGACUCCCCAACCUGGUCACCCCCCGACCCCCAUCCCCCUCUCAUAUCACUAAAGUUAUUAUGACGUCUGUAAUGUGAAGCUGUUUGUUUGUCCGCAUAUCACCUUGUUUACACCAAUAAAGUGAAGUGAAGUGAGUCUGCUUCGGUCUGUCGCCAGCUUCUGAGAGGUGUCAGGCCCCUCGGUGAUGUCACUCAUGACUGACCUUGAGGAGGCACAUCACAUGACUUGCCCUUCAGAG
Synchiropus splendidus (mandarinfish) is the source of this 663-nucleotide messenger RNA. It is a transcript of the gene hopx, whose product is annotated as HOP homeobox. Gene Ontology annotation, molecular function: DNA binding. Gene Ontology annotation, cellular component: nucleus. NCBI's taxonomy places the organism in Eukaryota, Metazoa, Chordata, Actinopteri, Syngnathiformes, Callionymidae. Gene Ontology annotation, biological process: regulation of transcription by RNA polymerase II; cell differentiation. The transcript has 2 exons. The record is from RefSeq and is a predicted model, not a curated record. The coding region runs from base 201 to 425 and encodes 74 amino acids.